UCUCACCCAGCUUUGCCCUCCAGUUUUCGGGGUGCACCAGCAGGCUGGGCCUGGGGGGGGCGGGGAGGCAGAGUCAUGGUGGUCUAUUGGGAUUCCAUCUCUCUGGUCAGGUGUCCCAUCCCUCAACUAUCCACGUUUGAAUGUGUCUAUCUCAGAGUGGGUAACAGGGACAGAUUAGGGAUUCUGUUUGUGUACCACCCACCCCGCUGCACAAGAGUCUCCCUGCCUGAGGUAGUGGGGGUGAUCUUUGGCCUGGCGUUGGAGUGUCAAUGACUUAUAGUGCUGGGGGACUUCAAUGUCCAUGCCGAGACCACCUAGUUUGCUGUGGCUUAGGACUUCAUGGUCACCAUGACAACCAUGGGGCUAUCCCCAAUUAUAUCUGGGCCCACUCAAAGCAGGGAUGUGUGUGUGAUGUGAUCGGUGAGCCUUUGUUUCCUCUCUACAUCCCUUCUAUUGGGAGUAAUUAUUUUCUUUGCCUUUUCUUCACCAAAUGCAAAACAGCCAUUGUAUGCAGGGUUUUUCCAUUCGUUAUGUUUCAAAGAGUGUUUGACACAUGUUACCAAAGCACACUGGAUAUUUUAAAGCAUCAUCAUCAUAUGCUAUAACUCCUGGUCGCGUAUGAUUGUUUUCUGAGUGUAGAGUCUCAGUGGUGGGUCCAUAAGUGACUGUAGAGACCUAUUCUGGACCUACAUGGUCAUUUGAAAUAACUCACAUCGAUUUCCAGAUGGAAGAUGGCCCUGACAAGGGUUUGCUUGAGACACCUUCCUCUUGGCACAUUUCUCCCUUUCACUCUCUAUUCGUAGCUCUACAAAAUCCACAGUCCUGUUGGAAACAGCUGACCUAUAAUUUAAAUGCUCAAAUGUCAGGGCUUUCCAGUUCUUUGUGUUUAUUCCACAUUUUAAGGUGAGCAUUAAAUUUUUAAAUCUCUUUUACAAUACAUUUUCCAUUUUAGAACAAUGCUACUCAAAGUGCUAGUCCAUGGACAAAUGCCACCCCAAAAGCCUUUGGUUGGUUAUCUGUGGAAAGUUUUAAAAAUACAAAGAAAGAGUAGUAGCUAUUAUAGGCCUAUAUAUAUGGCACAUUAGGAGAGAAUUGUCAUUGCACCAUAUAAUUUUACUAGCUGUGCCCGGCCACGCGUUGCUGUGGCGAAGUAUGGUGGUAUGGGAAAUAAAGUAUUGAGGAAUUGGUGGUAGUUAAGGUCAAGGGGAAAGGUUUUCCCCAGACAUUAAGUUCAGUCGUGUCUGACUCUGGAGGUUGGUGCUCAUCUCCAUUUCUAAGCCGAAGAGCCGGCGUUGUCCGUAGACUCCUCCAAGGUCAUGUGGGAUGACUACAUGGAGCGGCGUUACCUUCCCGCCAGAGCAGUACCUAUUGAUGCACUCACAUUUGCAUGUUUUCGAACUUCUGGGUUGGCAGAAGCUGGGGCUAACAGUGGGGGCUCUCUCCGCUCCCCCAAUUCAAACCUGUGGCCUUUCGGUCCAGAAGUUCAGCAGCUCAGCGUUUUAACACGCUGCGCCAUCAGGGGAUAUUAUUUCCUAAAGGUUGUGAAUAUACAAUAUUUCUGAUUGGUUUUUUUUGUUUGUUGGAGGCAAGUAUGAAUGCUGUAAUUAGGAAAAAUGAUUAGGAUGUAAUGGCCUUGCAGCUUUAAAGCCUGGCUGUUUCCUCCCUGAGUGAAUUUUUUGUUGGGAGGUGUUAGCUGGCCCUGAUUGUUUCCUGUCUGGAAUUCCCUUGUUUUCAUAGUGGUGUUGUUUGCGAUAUUUUAUGUGCUUCUACUGUCUGUGGCCCCGAGAAAACAGAGGAUUUUCCAGACUUUGAUGAUGGGAAUACUUUGUUGGGAGGUGUUAGCUGGCCCCGAUUGUUUCCUGUGUGGAAUUCCCCUGUUUAUUUACUGUCCUGGUUUUAGAGAUUAUAUUGUUCUGCAUUAUUCUAUCCCAGUAAUUAUUUCAUAUUAAAGAAGAAUCUCACUUAUCCAACAUUCGCUUAUACAAUGUUCUGGAUUAUCCAACGCAGUCUGCCUUUUCAUAAUCAAUGUUUUUGUAGUCAGUGUUUUAAAUUCAUUGUGAUAUUUUAGUGGUAAAUUUGUAAAUACAGUACAGUAGAGUCUCACUUAUCCAACAUAAACGGGCCGGCAGAACGUUGGAUAAGCGAAUAUGUUGGAUAAUGAGGAAUUAAGGAUAACCCUAUUAAACAUCAAAUUAAGUUAUAAUUUUACAAAUUAAGCACCAAAACAUCAUGGUAGACAACAAAUUUGUCAGAAAAAGUAGUUCAGUACACAGUAAUGCUAUAUAGUAAUUACUGUAUUUAUGAAUUUAGCACCAAAAUAUCACGAUAUAUUGAAAGCAUUGACUACAAAAAUGCGUUGGAUAAUCCAGAACGUUGGAUAAGCGAGUGUUGGAUAAGUGAGACUCUACUGUAAAUACUACAUAGCAUUACUGCGCAUGGAACUGCUUUUUCUGUCAAAUUUGUUGUAUAAUAUGAUGUUUUGGUGCUUAAUUUGUAUAACGAUUACCUAAUUUGAUGUUUAAUUGGCUUUUCCUGAAUCCCUUCUUAUUAUCCAACAUAUUCACUUAUCCUGCCGGCCUGUUUACGUUGGAUAAGUGAGACUCUACUGUAUAUUGAUAAUCUUAAAUUAUCUGCUUAGAACUGGAUUGUAUGAGGCCCCUUCUUCACAGCUGUAUAAAAUGCACACUGAAGUGGAUUAUAUGGCAGUGUGGAGUCAAGAUAAUCCAGUGCAAAGCAGAUAAUAUAAGAUUAUAAAUGGGUUCUAUAGCUGUGUGGAAGGGCCUUGAGUCUACACUGCCAUAUAAUCCAGUGCAAAUUAGAUAAUCUGUGGAAGAAGUCUAAGUGACGCCUAAAUCUGCCUGUCCCCUAACUGAAACCUGGCUGUCCCUUGGUUGCUAGGCAACCAAGUGGGCAGAGAUUAGCCCUCUAAACUGGCAGCAAUUGGAUAAAAACAAUUAUUGCUCUCCCUCUAAUUAGGACUUUAUUUUUCUUUUCUUUUUGUUGUAUCAACCUUGAGGCGUGGAUGAUGGGUUGUGUUGUCAAAUUUUGAGGUUGGGGGGCCUGUACUUUUGUUGUUUUGUGAAUUGCCGUGAUGCCAUCACUCUUUUAUAUAUAUAGAUAGUCAUACUAGCAGUGCCUGGCCACGCGUUGCUGUGGCUUAUGGGAAUCCUUUGUUGGCCAGGUGGAAUAGCAGUGUAUAGCCUUGCAGCCUCAAAGCCUGGCUGUUUUCUUCUUAUGGGAAUCCUUGUUUGGUGAGCUGGAAUACAAAGGAAUAGGCUUGCCGCUUGGAAGGCUGGGGAAUUGCAUUCUAGGGGAAUGGUUUUUUGGGCUGCUAGAAUAGCCUCACUACUUCAAAGCCUGGCUGCUUGCUACCUGGAGGAAUCAUUGAUUGGUCAGCUUCAAUAGUACAGAGUAGUAUCACUGCUUCAAAGCCUGGCUGCCUUAUACCAAGGUUAAUCCUUUGGUUGAAUUGCAUUGACUAGCCUUGCAACUUCAGUGCCUGCUGUGUUAUACCUAGGGAAAUCCUUCUUUGGUGAGCUGGAGUAGCAUCCUCAAUCAAACAGCUGCUUUGAAGCCUGGCUACUUCCUUUGUUUGGCCAGCUUGAAUUGCACUGAAUAGUCCUGCAACUUAAAAGCCUGGCCACUUUCUACAUAGGGUAUCCUUGCUAGGCCAGGUUGAAUGGGAUGGAGUAGGCUCGUGACUUCAAGCAGGAAAUCACAUUCAAAGCACCUCCGACAGAUGGCCAUCCAGCCUCUGUUUAAAAGCCUCCAAAGAAGGCGCCUCCACCACAGUCCGGGGGAGAGAGUUCCACUCCGAACAACUCUCACAGUGAGGAAGUUCUUCCUGAUGUUCAGGUGGAAUCUCCUUUCCUGUAGUUUGAAGCCGUUGUUCCGCGUCCUAGUCUGCAGGGCAGCAGAAAAUAAGCUUACUCCCUCCUCUCUAUGACUCCCCUUCACGUAUUUGUACAUGGCUAUCAUGUCUCCUCUCAGCCUUCUCUUCUGCAGGCUAAACAUGCCCAGUUCUUUAAGCCACUCCUCAUAGUGCUUGUUCUCAGACCCUUAAUCAUUUUAGUUGCCCUCCUCUGGACACUUUCCAGCUUGUCAACAUCUCCCUUCAAUUGCGGUGCCCAGAAUUGGACACAGUAUUCCAGGUGUGGUCUAACCAAGGCAGAAUAGAGGGGUAGCAUGACUUCCCUGGAUCUAGAUGCUAUACCCCUAUUUAUGCAGGCCAGAAUCCAGUUGGCUUUUUUUAGCAGCCGCAUCACAUUGUAGGCUCAUGUUUAACUUGUUAUCCAUGAGGACUCCAAGAUCUUUUUCACACGUACUGCUGUCGAGCCAGGCAUCGUCCCCCAUUCUGUAUCUUUGCAUUCCAUUUUUUCUGCUUUUGUCCCUGUUGAACUUCAUUUUGUUAGUUUCGGUCCAUCUCUCUAGUCUGUUAAGAUCGUUUUGAAUUCUGCUCCUUUCUUCUGGAGUGUUGGAAUGGCUAUCCCUCCCAGUUUGGUGUCAUCUGCAAACUUGAUGAUCGUGCCUUCUAACCCUUCAUCUAAGUCGUUAAUAAAGAUAUUGAACAGAACCGGGCACAGGACGGAACCCUGUGGCACUCCACUCGUGACAUCUUUCCAAGAUGAAGAUGACGCACCCUUUGGGUUCGUUCGCUUAGCCAAUUACAGAUCCACCUAACCGUAGUUUUGUCUAACCCACAUUUUACUAGUUUUUUUGCCAGAAGGUCGUGGGGCAAACCUGGCCGCUUUCUACCUUGUACAAUCUUUGGUUGGCCAGGUUGAAUAGGAAUGAAUAGUCUCAGUGCGGCAAGUAUGAAUGCUGCAAUUAGUCACCUUGAUUAGCAUUUAAUGAUUUUGCAGCUUCAAAGCCUGGAUGCUCCCUCCCUGGGGGAAUCCUUUGUUGGGAGGUGUUAGUUGGCUUUGGGUGUUUCCUUUCUGGAAUUUCAAUGUUUUCAGAGUGUGGCUCUUUAUUUACUGUCCUGAUUUUAGAGAUUAUAUUGUUCUGUAUUAUUAUAUCACAGUAAUUAUUAUAUAUUAUAUUUAUAAUCUUAUAUUAUCUGCUUAGAACUGGAUUAUAUGAGGCCCCUUCUACAAAAUCCACAUUGAACUGGAUUAUAUGACAGUGUGGACUCAAGAUAAUCCAGUUCAAAGCAGACACUGUCCAUUAUAUGCCUUGGCAUUUUGGGUUAUAUAGCUGUGUGGAAGGGCCUUGAGUCUACACUGCCAUAUAAUCCAGUUCAAAUCAGAUAAUCUGUAUUUUAUAGGCAGUGUGGAAGAGGCCUAAGUGAGCUCUGCUUAUCCCCUGGGUGCCAUUGUGGCUGAGGGGAUUGCUAUGACAUGAAGGGGGUGGGGCCUACGCUUCUGAUAGGCAGCCAGGGGGAGUAUGGCUCUUCCUCAUCCUUCCUCCCCACCCGCUUUCUAACUGAAUGUCUGUGUGUUCCUGUGUGUGCGAGGAGGGAGGGAAGCCCCUUCCAGAAGAACAGCCCUGGCAGCUGGCUCUUUCUCUACCUGCUCUUCUCCACGUGCCAGACUGCCCCAUCAGCUGUAAACACAGUCGCCCGCCUCAGGGCAAGUGCACAGAGUAAAGGGAAAAGAGGAGAGGAUACCAUUCCAGCCGAAAAGGAAGGGGGGAAAGUGAAAAAUAGAUAUAGACCAAUCCAUUUUUUGUGGAGGGGGUGGGGUGGGUGGAAUGAAGGACAUAACGUGGAUGUCUUGGUGUAUUGUGGCCAUAUUUGGUGUGGUUUGGCUCAUUGGUUUUGUUGCUAACUCAGUCCUAACUAUGCACAUUACAUUUUAAUAUAUAUAGAUUGUUAAAAUUAGAUCUAAAAUCAGCUGUGAAAUUGAGCUCUUAAGUAACAAACUCCUAUAGAAAUUACGUUGUCAUUCUAUGGACUUUCUAGCCACUUUUGAGCACCUUUUGCAUUGCCAUGCUAUCUCUGCCAUACUGUUCUGUUCUUGAUUCUCUAAGCUCCACCCCUAUUCUAAAGGAAUUCCCAUGGAUUGUUGCUAUAUACAGAAUCUUUUCUCCUUCUGCUAAUACAUAUGCAGUCUCAUUCCCAUCUAGCUUCUACUUGACAACCGCUUCAAGAGCUUCUCGUCCAAGAAUGGAAUGUCAAAGGAUGUACUUCAGGAGACUUCUUCCUCUGUUUCUGCUGACUCUAAUUAGUAUGCAGAAUAAGAUUGUUGGUCAGACACCACCAGAGGGAUUUAGAUACGUCUCUUAUGAGGUGACCAUCCCAAGAAAACUGACCCCUAGAUAUGGUCAGGAAGAAUCCAAAGGCAUCAGCUAUCUGCUGCAUAUUGAGGGGAAGGGCCACAUCUUCCAUCUGAGGCAGAAGAAAGCAUUUGUCCCGAAACACUUUCCGGUCUUCACCUACAAUAAGGUGGGGGAACUCCAAGUGGACUAUCCUUUCAUCAAGGAUGACUGUUUCUAUCAUGGCUUUGUUCAGGGCCAGCUCUCUUCCCAGGUCACCCUCAGCAUUUGCUCUGGAGGACUAAGAGGUGUGUUUGGGUUUGACAACAUGACCUAUGAAAUUGAACCGGUCCAGGCAUCUGCUAGCUUCCAGCAUGUAGUGUAUCGCCUGGAAGAGAAGGAAGGUGCUGUUAGAAUGAGGUGUGGAGUAACAAAGGAAGAGGAAAGACGGCAAGAGAUUCUGCUGCAGAACACAGAAAAAGUAGUGGUGAAAAGGAGUUCGCAAAAUGUGUGGUGGACCCAUGUUAGAUAUGCUAAAGUUGCCAUUGUAGUGGACCAUGACCGAUUUGUGGAGUAUGACAAAAAUGAAACUGUUCUUACUUGGCAUGUUCUGGUUGUUUUUCAUAUUGCUGUUUCAUUCUAUGACGCCCUUUCCUUUCAGCCCUCUUUAGUUGGACUAGAAAUCUGGUCAGAAAGGAAUCUCAUAACUAUUGAUUUCAUUCCAGAUGAGGUACUUUUGGCUUUUACUGAAUGGAGAAGGCAUUCACUUCUUCCUCGUCUACAGAAUGAUGCUGCUCACUUAUUUUUAUAUAAAGUGCUUUCUCCAGUACUUGGACUUGCAUUUAUAGAAACAAUCUGUAGUGCGGAUUUUGCAACUGGUAUUACCUAUUUGAUGUCUAGACAUUUAUUUUAUUUCGCUAUUACAUUUGCACAUGAAUUAGGACAUAAUCUUGGUAUGAGACAUGAUGAACAAUACUGCCAUUGUGAUCGAGGUUUGUGCAUCAUGAAUGAAUAUCAACGUCUCACUGAUCAGUUUAGUAAUUGUAGUUAUAGGGACUAUUUCAAAUCCAUGAACCGUCAGUGUUUGUUAAUACAGCCAGAUGAAAAGUUUCAUGAACCCUCAUAUUGUGGAAACAAAGUUGUGGAAGAUGGAGAGCAAUGUGAUUGUGGUACAGAAGAUGAAUGUGAAUCAGAUCCAUGUUGUCAGUCUAAGUGUGAGUUACGUCCAGGGGCCACUUGUGCAUUUGGAUCAUGUUGCAGAAACUGCCAAUAUGUUCCAGCUCGAUCCAUUUGCAGAAGAAAUGUUAGUAUAUGUGAUCUUCCUGAAUACUGUCAUGGGUCUUCAGAAUGGUGUCCUGAAGACGUCUAUGUUCAAGAUGGGGCCCCGUGCAGGGAUGGGGCAUAUUGUUAUCAGGGGAAUUGUACUACGCAUGACAGGCAGUGCAAAAUUAUCUUUAGCUCAAAAGCAACAGUGGCUUCAGAGAAUUGUUUCAGAAUAAUGAAUGCUCGAGGUGAUCGUUUUGGCAACUGUGGCCUUAAACAUGGGGUUUAUAGCAAAUGUACAACAUCGAACAUCCUGUGUGGCAGGAUCCAGUGUUCAGACGUGGAUGAUCUCCCCACGUUGGAAGAUCACAGCACCAUGAUUCAGACACAGGCUGGGGGCAUUGAGUGCUGGGGCCUAGACUACCACAGUGGGAUGGAAAUAGCUGAUUACGGAGCAGUAAGGGAUGGCACUCCUUGUGGCACAGACAUGAUGUGCAUUGGUGGAGAGUGUUUGCAUGUGUCCCUCUUGAACUAUGACUGUAAUGUCACUAAGUGUCACAACCGGGGAGUAUGCAAUACCUACAAACAUUGCCAUUGUGAUUAUGGCUGGGCCCCUCCUGACUGUCUCAAAGAAGGCUAUGGUGGCAGCAUUGACAGCGGACCUGCUUCACAAGAUAGGAGUGCUGUUGUUGCAGGAGCUGUUGUAGGAACUUUAUUUGCUCUGUCUUCAGCAACUAUUGUUCUUGCAGUGGCUGUAUAUUAUAAGGUUAUUUCGAGCCACGGUUUUAGGAAACUGAGCUCAGUUAUCUCCCCAGUGAAUUUAACAGAAGAAGUAAACUGAAAGUGAACAAUUCACAUAGAAGGAAAAAAUGUAUGUAGGUGAUAAUAUUUAAUGUUUGUAUUUUAUGCAUUAUUUAAUUUUGGUAUUGUUUUUGCUCUGCGAUAAAAUAACAAAGAAUGUUAUUGUUUUUGUGGCUGAUAUUGUGUUCAGAGAUAGGGGGAUUUUUUUUGCCAUAAAAGAUUACAUGAAUGGUGGCAUUCUUUAAAUAUUGAAGAUGUGUUCCUUAAUGGUGAUAAAACAGAAAUGCUGUCUUCAAAUUUUCAUCAUUUGAGCUGAUAGCAGCAUCUAAAUACACAAGAACCCACCUAUGAGAAAUGUGCAGAAGCACUGAAAGUUAAUGUCCCAAGGAAAUAUGUAGUAUUUCAUUUCAAAGUCUAAAUUUACUUGUGUUUAAUGUCUAGGAAUGAAAGACUAUUCCUUUGUUUUUUCCCUCUGGAAGUUAAAUCUUUUAUGAACUUUUGAAGGCAAGGAAUAGAUAGUUUGCAUCUGCUCUGAGUGAACAUGCACCAAACAAUCAUAGGGGCCUAACAGCUCACCCUCAACAGCCAUGGCUCACUGAGGCAUUUCAAACUUAUUAGAGGCUGGGAUUCCCCAGUGUUGAUCGUACCAGUGUUGACUGUAAAGAGCACAUUAGGACUGUAUAUUAGAGCGACACCCAUUGUGAAUGUAAUGUUUGACACAGUGGUUUAUUCUAAUAGAAUAUAGGAAAUAAUUCCCUCAAUAUCAAAUUACUGCUGGGGACAUGGGAUCCACCUCUAAAGUCUACUGCUUGGGGGACAAGGAAACUUGAAUAUGCAGCUUUACCUGAAGAUGUGUCUCCACCUCUACAGCUGCUGCAUUCAAUUUCUCCAUCUGCCCCAGAUAACUUUUGGAGAAGAUCUCUAAGAAAAGGCAACUACCCAACUUUUGGCAGAUUAAUAGCAGAUUCACAAAAGCUGCAUGUCUACUUGUGAAUCAUCAAAUAAGGGGUCUCUUGUGGACCUUUCUUUAGAAAAAAAAUAUGAUAUUCAAAUUACUUAAACUCAAAUGUUAGCAUCUUUAUUUGGAGAUCUAUGUAGAGAUCUCUUAAUAUUCUGAAUUACUUCUGAAUAAAUGUUGCUGUUACUGGAAAAUCAAUCCAUUUUGUAUUGUAUUUCAUCAUAGUAAAUGUAUUGGUAUCAGGAGGAUUGGGAGCAAAAGUUGUGAUCUACAUUGCUGCACAUUGAAGGCCUCCUUUGAUAGUGGGGGGACAUGGCAAACAUCACAAAUGAGGAACAUUAAAUACUACAGCUUUGAGCAAACCCCACUUAAAAAAUCUGAAAAACAACAGAAGAAAGUACCCUAUAUACUCGAGUAUAAGCCAACCCGAAUAUAAGCCGAGGUACCUAAUUUUACCACAAAAACUGGGAAAACUUAUUGACUCGAGUAUAAGCCAAGGAUGGGAAAUGCAGCAGCUAUUGGUAAAUUUCAAGAAUAAAAAUUAAAAUAGAUACCAGUAAAAUUACAUUAAGUGAGGCAUCGGUAGAUUAAAUGUUUUUGAAUAUUUACAUAAAACUGUAAAUUUAAAAUAAGACUAUCCACCUCUGAUUAAAUCAUUAUUCUAACUUUCUUCAAUGUACCAGUACAUUUGCUUAUGUAUCCUUUCCAAUAAUAAUAAAAUUGGUAAAAUAAUAAAUGUAAUA
Anolis carolinensis (green anole) is the source of this 9960-nucleotide messenger RNA. RefSeq names its product disintegrin and metalloproteinase domain-containing protein 21. Gene Ontology annotation, cellular component: external side of plasma membrane; plasma membrane; sperm head plasma membrane. The coding region runs from base 5930 to 8299 and encodes 789 amino acids. NCBI's taxonomy places the organism in Eukaryota, Metazoa, Chordata, Lepidosauria, Squamata, Anolidae. Gene Ontology annotation, biological process: male gonad development; proteolysis. The record is from RefSeq and is a predicted model, not a curated record. Gene Ontology annotation, molecular function: metalloendopeptidase activity. The transcript has a single exon.